Messenger RNA from Micropterus dolomieu (smallmouth bass), 2898 nucleotides. It is a transcript of the gene zbtb22a, whose product is annotated as zinc finger and BTB domain containing 22a. The record is from RefSeq and is a predicted model, not a curated record. The coding region runs from base 411 to 2501 and encodes 696 amino acids. Lineage: Eukaryota; Metazoa; Chordata; Actinopteri; Centrarchiformes; Centrarchidae. The transcript is spliced from 4 exons. Gene Ontology annotation, molecular function: protein binding; DNA-binding transcription factor activity, RNA polymerase II-specific; RNA polymerase II cis-regulatory region sequence-specific DNA binding. Gene Ontology annotation, biological process: regulation of transcription by RNA polymerase II.
UCCAGUGAUGGCGUCUCCCUGUCACCAGAAGUUGGUCAUAUAACGUUGGAUUCGUCAAUAAUAUCUUAAUACUGCUCGUACAGUUGUGGAUCCAGCUUUUAUAAUACAAAUUAAGUAUUAUUGCAGCUAAUGGCACGUCACUGUGAUGGCAUUUUAUAGUAAUUCAAACAAACUUUUAACACCCACUCACGUUGUGUGUGAGGAUGUUGAUGCUGUUGUGUCAACCAGCAGCUAGCAUCAGGAACGCCUCCGGGCGAACUGCUGUUAGCAUUUACUAGCUUGCUUAUUUGACAAAAACAAGCGAUGGUACUGCGCAUCUGGAAUACACGAAUAAUUAUGUUGUGCUGCAAAUAGCCAGCGACGUUCCCUAUAAAAGUAAAAAGCUCGACAUAUCAAAGUUUUGUGUGGCCAUGGAUCCAACCUGCAGUGCUUCUUCUGCUUCAGCGGGUUUGACUGUCCAGGUGUGUUUCCCCGGCGCCCGUGCUGCUGUUUUGGACAACCUGAACCGCCAACGGGAAGAGGGCAGGCUGUGUGACCUCUCCAUCCAGGUGCAAGGUCAAGUGUUCAGGGCCCACCGCUGUGUGCUCGCUGCUUCCUCGCCUUACUUUCAUGACCAGGUGUUACUGAAGAAUGUUACAACUGUCUCUCUACCCUCGGUUAUGGACCCAGUGGCGUUUGAGAGUGUCUUGAGUUCUGCCUACACAGGCCAGCUGAGCAUUGUGCAUGAUGACAUUGUUAACUAUGUCACUGUAGCCAGUUUCCUCCAGAUGUGGCACAUCGUGGAUAAAUGUACUGAGAUCCUGAAGAGGCCCCGGCCCUCAGCAGAAGUCACCCCUGGAGAGGCUGCUGCAGCUCACUCUGGCACUGCAUCUCGCCAGCAGUCUCCAAGCAGCACAGACUGCUUAUUUCUGGAAAGGGAGGGAAGACGGAAGGAGAGAAAGCCCGAUGCCUUGCCUCCCUUAGCUACAUGGAGACGCCCGCAGCAGUUUCCUAGAUGGGGACGCUCACGGCCCUCAUCAACCCAGCACUUAGCGGAUUCUCAACUGGACGCCCUCCCUGGCUAUGCAGAGAGUGAUUACGCCAGUGGUGAGGAGGCAUGGGUAUCAAGCCAUGCCAAAACUAGCCACUUUGCUCAUGAUGUACCUCUCCACAAUACCCGGCACCACGGGGGGUUCACUAGUGGUGAGGCAUUAAAACAGAAAGUCAGGUUUCAACAGCGGGGAGCACCGCCGAGCGCUGAUAGACUGCUUGAUAAGAAUAAAGAGAGCGCGGACAGUGAUGAGACACAAGAGAAGAGGAAGCAUGAGAAACGAGAAAUUGAGGCAGAUGAGGGAGUUGGAGAGGAGGCAGUGGAGAUGAAGGAAGGCUUUGCACAAAUGGGACACUUUGGCUUCCACCCAAUUGAGAAUGCAGGUGCCGGACAAGCCACGGGGAAGGCGAGUGUGGAGGAGGUGAAGGAAAAAGUGCAGAGGAAUUUGGUAGGGAGUGAUCCCUCCUCAGGCCUGCCAAGUGUUCAUGCUUACCAAACAGGUGAAGGCGUUCCGGGCACUUCUUGUCCAGUUUCACCACGGCCGCAAUGGCAGACCGGUCCCUGGUCUCAACAAGAGCAGAGGCCACAGGAAGGAGAAGGUGGCAGCUACAGUAAAGAUGAGGAUGAAGACGAGGAGGAGGAGGAUGUGGACUUUGAAUUUUUCAAAGAAGGUGCCUUUAGCAGAGACACGUAUGACGAGAUUGAAGAUGGCACAGGACAGGUUUCCCAGAGGCCUUUAGUGCCCGUGUCUCCUGACUUCACUAUGGCAGGCUCGGAGAUGAACUGGCCUUCCACCAGUGCUGGACAGGGUGGCUCUUUGACACCCACCUCAAAUCGCAAUAUGUCUCCGUCCUCUGCUGCAUUUCCGCCACCCUCUUCGCCCCCAACCCCAUCUUCAUCAUCCUCAGUGUCACUCGCUGGCGCGCCCUACACAGGCAAAGUCCACUUCUGCCACUGCGGCAAAGCCUACACCCUGAAGAGUAUGCGUGACCGGCAUGUGAAGAUGCAGCACCUCAAUCUACGGCCCUUCGGCUGUCCUGUUUGCACAAAGUCCUUCAAGAUGAAGCACCAUCUAACCAAGCACCUUAAGACUCACGGAGGGCUGCGUCCCUAUGAGUGUGGCCUGUGUGGGAAGAAAGUCAUCUGGCGAGAUAGCUUCCUCAGGCAUCAGGCCCGAUGUGAGAGACUUGCCUCCAGCUCUUCAGUUAACAGCAACAACGCAAGCACAGCACCAGCAGAUGUGGAUGACAGCUACAGUUAUGGUUUUGAAGAUGGGGAGGCUUUUCUUGCAACAGCAGGACAAGUGAAAGUCGAGCAGGUGGAUUUUCACGGGGAGAUGGAGGACGGGAUGGGGGGCCUGUUGGGCGGUGUGUCUGGGAUUGUGGAUGAGCUAAGAAGUCAGUCACAAAAUUUGGACACCGGUAAUCAUGUUUUUAAAGAGGAGGCGAGCGAGAGCUUUAGUGUAAAUUAAACAUUGAUGUGAACCAUAGGUUUACAGCACUUGAACUGUAUGCAUGUAAAUACAUGCAAGAAGUAAGAUGAAUUACACGAUGGCUUUAAAGGUCUACGGACACCAAUCAUUGAAGGCUUCUUUGAGCAGCUGCUUUUCUUUGAUCUUUUUAAAUGUGCAUUCUUUUCAUGUCAUCAGUGGGGUGGGGGGGGAAAUAAAGGAACAAUCAUGCUUCAUUCAAGUGAUCCUUUUAACUUGUGCAGUGCCAUGUAGGCUCAGUUCUUGUUUAGUGAUGCUGUAAACUGUAUAUCUGUAACAAGCUGUGUUGUGAAUGUAACUCUGGUGGCCGUAUUAAAGUUGAUUUUGCACAUAAAUUAUUUGCCAUUGAUCUACAUAAGAAAAUAAAGGUUAAAACAGU